This is a messenger RNA of Amphiprion ocellaris (clown anemonefish), 2699 nucleotides long. RefSeq names its product vesicle-associated membrane protein-associated protein B/C-like. The transcript is spliced from 6 exons. The record is from RefSeq and is a predicted model, not a curated record. Gene Ontology annotation, biological process: endoplasmic reticulum membrane organization. Gene Ontology annotation, cellular component: plasma membrane; endoplasmic reticulum membrane. NCBI's taxonomy places the organism in Eukaryota, Metazoa, Chordata, Actinopteri, Pomacentridae. Bases 220 to 960 code for a protein of 246 amino acids. Gene Ontology annotation, molecular function: FFAT motif binding.
UCUCCGCUGCUAGCACGGUUAGCUCGUUAGCCUCCAGCAGCUGUCGGUGGCAGUCAGUCCGUCAGCCAGCUAGACCGUCAGUCCGAGCCUUCCUCCGCCUUCCAGCCCCGCUGAAAGAAAACCGAGGACGGCCGGGUUGUUUCUCCGGGAGCCAGCUGCUUCGCCUCUCCGCUGAAAUAUCGUCGUCCUCGCCGUCUCGACAGGAAGAAGCCCUGGGACAUGGCCAGACAAGAACAAGUCCUGGUGCUAGAGCCGCAACACGAACUGAAAUUCAGAGGCCCGUUUACGGAUGUUGUUACCGCUACUCUGAAGCUCUCCAACCCCACAGAUAGAAAUGUGUGUUUCAAAGUCAAGACGACCGCACCUCGCAGAUACUGCGUCCGCCCCAACAGCGGCAUCAUUGAUGCUGGAAACUCCAUCAACGUCUCUGUUAUGCUACAGCCAUUUGACUACGACCCCAAUGAAAAGAGCAAACACAAAUUCAUGGUGCAGUCCAUGCUGGCUCCGUACGACAUGACCGACAUGGAGGGAGUCUGGAAGGAAGCGAAGCCUGAAGAGCUGAUGGAUUCAAAGUUGAGAUGCUCCUUUGAGAUGCCUCUAGAAAAUGACAAAACUCAUGAGAGUGAAAGCAACAAAACUGUGUCUUCCUCUACCUCUGUUAAGACCGAGCACUCUGUGCUGCCCAAGUCGGGCAGCGCCUCGCUGGACGACGGAGAGGUGAAGAAGAUCAUGGAGGAGUGCAAGAGGCUGCAGAUGGAGGUUCAGAGGCUACGGGAAGAAAACAAACAGAUCAGGGAGGACGACGGCCUGCGGAAGAGGAAGGUGACCUCCAUGGCUGCUCCUCACUCCUCCGGCAUGGCGACCACGGCCAUGAGGGACGAAGGCCUGAGCACCCGUGUCCUGGCACUCUGCGUCCUCUUCUUCGUCAUCGGAGUCAUCAUUGGCAAGCUGGCCCUGUAGAGACACAGACGGACAGAGCUCAAUGACGGACGGACGGACGGACAGCGUGCUCGGGAGGACACGUGUCAGUGAUGGCAGUGGGGAUGUCUUCUGGGUUUAUGUUGAUCUGUUUUUUUGUUUUUAACAUUUAAAGGCAAUAUCAUGAUGGUUUGUUUGGAUGGAGAAUAAUUUAAAGUGUAAAGCGAAGGAAGGCGAUCCCAAGUUAAACCAUGAGAGCGAGCAUUUGUCACAACUCCUGCCUUUUUUCUGUUUUUUCUUUUUUUGUGAAAUAAUCACCUCUGAUCUGUUCUUUCCAUCCAUCUCUACUUCCUAAACGAUCUUCCCCAACUUGCACAGGUAUCAGUGGUUUGUGGAAGCGGCUACAGGCUGGCUGAAUGUCCAAAGUCUUUCAUUGAUUCUUAAGUUCCUCGCUCACGUCGUCUAUAAGAAAAGCUCUAACACUCCUCUGAUAAUCUCUCUUCCACUUAUUACUGUUAAUCUGCCAGGAGAGGCCACCGAUCAGUGAAAGACUUUUUUUUUUCUAGACUCAAACUUUAUGUAUCGUCUUCUGAACAGUUUGUGGUAUAAAUAUGAGCCAGUAGAAGCUGCGUAUGUGUGCGUCCUGUUGAUUUAUUUCUCUUUUUUUUUUUUUUUGAUGUGACUGACUGUGUGUGGAUGUUUUUAUGUGAGGAGACCACAAACGGUGAAAUCACAGGCUGUUUUAGAACAAAGGAAGAGGGCUGGUUUUAAAAAAUACAAGUCACCUGAACAGAUUUCCUGUACACAGCUGAAAAACGGGGGUGUUUGUUGCAAAUCAGAUGAAUUUUGGUUAUUUCAGACCAAGGAAUCUGUAGAAACUCAAUAAAUCAAUAAAUGUUUGGGAUUGUGUGUAAAAUUCUGAUAAAAAUCCAGAUUGUGAUGAAGAAUCCGUGCUGCUCGGUGAUCUUUUAAGAAGGAAAGCUGUAAUUUAGUGCAAGGCAUCAGAUGAUUUUUUUUGCUUCCUCAGGUUCAGAGAGUGAUGCUAGACUGAAAAAAAUAAAUUUUCCACCUUUAAUGCCGUGGACGUGUCAUGCAAACCCAACUCGAACAUUUUCAGUAUCCAACAUCGAGUCUGUAAGACGUAUUUCUGGCCGCCUUGUUUAAUUUUGCCCAUGGAGUGUUGAAUUGGUGUCCUCUGGUGUAUUACAGCAGUUGUUUGCUUUAUUUUCUUCUUGUAUUCUCAUGUAGCCAUGAUGCUUCUGUUGUUUAUAAUAUUCAAAUGCACUAUAUUCAACCAUGCACUCUGCAGUAUGCAUGAAAUGGCCUGGAUUAAUUCUGAUUUUAUUUCUUUUUGAGUGUUGGAAAUUAUAUUAGCAAAACAAAAAAAAGAAACACUGUCUUUUCAAAAGGGACCAUCUUGAGUCUGGUUUUUCAGUUGGUGUGUUUUUGUUUCCUUUUCAAUCAUCUUUUCCGUUUGUUUUCUGGGGUUUUUUUUGGGCUGCGGUGGUUGUGAGAUAACACAGCUGUAUUAUCUUGGCUAUCACAUGACCAUCGGGUUGUUAAAGCAAAAAAAAAAAAGAAUAAAUAUCUGCAUUUUUUGGUUUCCUGAGGGAGCAGAGAUGUGUGGAGGAGGACUGACCUGUGAAUACACACUACAUCCAAGAAAAAACAUGCGCUUCAGACCUUCACACCUGCAGAAAUACAGUCACAGCGAUGUAAUCACACCGUAAUUGGAUACUCUUUUUGUAUGUACACAAAAAUAAAAGUACUUAAAAAGAUAA